Anoplopoma fimbria (sablefish) is the source of this 2414-nucleotide messenger RNA. It is a transcript of the gene vps36, whose product is annotated as vacuolar protein sorting 36 homolog. Gene Ontology annotation, molecular function: ubiquitin binding; phosphatidylinositol-3-phosphate binding. The transcript has 14 exons. NCBI's taxonomy places the organism in Eukaryota, Metazoa, Chordata, Actinopteri, Perciformes, Anoplopomatidae. The record is from RefSeq and is a predicted model, not a curated record. Gene Ontology annotation, cellular component: ESCRT II complex; late endosome membrane. The coding region runs from base 67 to 1215 and encodes 382 amino acids. Gene Ontology annotation, biological process: protein transport to vacuole involved in ubiquitin-dependent protein catabolic process via the multivesicular body sorting pathway.
GUAAACAUAAAAAUGGGUUUCGGCAGCAGAGCAGAAUAGUCAACAAUCUGUCUUGUAGUGGUAAAAAUGGACCGCUUUUCUUGGUCAAAUGGGCUCCUGGAAAUAAACGAAACUUUAGUGAUUCAGCAACGAGGUGUCAGACUGUAUGACGGUGAUGAUAAGGCUAAACUUGAUGUUGGGGUUGCCCUGUUGAGCACCCAUCGGUUGAUCUGGAGGGACGUGAAAAACCAUGAAUGCUGCAUAGCCAUGCCCCUGUCACAGAUCGUCUUAUUUGAGGAGCAGGCUGCAGGAAUAGGAAAGAGUGCAAAAAUAGUUAUCCACCUGCAUGCAGCGCCUGCCAACAAGGAGCCAGGUCCCUACCAACAAAGCAAGUACUCCUUCAUCAAGCUGUCCUUCAAAGAACAUGGGCAGAUUGAGUUUCACAGGAGGCUAACAGAAGAGAUGACCCAGAAGAGAUGGGAGAAUACACCAGCCUCACAACCCAUCCCCACAGGAACCGGCUCUCAGGCAGGAAGAACACGUGCCGUGGGGAUUGUUGGCAUAGAGAGGAAGAUAGAGGAGAAGAGGAAAGAAACCGAUAAAAAUAUUUCUGAGGCCUUUGAGGAUCUCAGUAAGCUGAUGGUGAAGGCCAAGGAGAUGGUGGAGCUGUCCAGAUCUAUAGCCAACAAGAUCAAAGACAAGCAGGGAAACAUUACAGAAGAUGAGACAAUUCGGUUUAAGUCCUACCUGCUGAGCAUGGGUAUUGCUGACCCUGUUACCAGGGAAACGCAUGGAUCAGGUACACAUUACCAUAUGCAGCUAGCUAAGCAGCUGGGAGAUAUGCUACAGGCUCCUCUGGAGGAGCGUGGCGGUAUGAUGGCUCUCACUGAGGUGUACUGUCUCGUCAACCGUGCUAGAGGGAUGGAGCUUCUAUCUCCAGAAGAUUUGGUAAACGCCUGCAAGAUGUUUGAGUCGUUGAAGCUCCCGUUGAGGCUGCGUGUGUUUGACAGUGGUGUGAUGGUGGUCCAGCUGCAGUCUCACAGCGAAGAGGAAAUGAUAGCCUCAGCACUGGACAAUGUGACAGACAAAGGCUCUUUGACAGCAGAGGAGUUUGCAAAGUUCUUGGGUCUCUCCGUUCUUCUCUCUAAAGAACGGUUGUUGCUAGCUGAGAAGAUGGGCCACCUGUGUAGAGAUGACUCUGUUGAGGGUUUGAGAUUCUACCCAAACCUCUUUUGACCUGUGCAUUAUUUUGUAAAAAGGGAAAAAAUACUUUUCAACUGGGCUGCACUGUCUCUGCUAAUAGACUAAUGCAUUGCCACUACAAGAGCGUACCGGUGUCUGCUGUACUUUGAGCGUUAAUAUACCUAUUCAGUCUAGACAUGAUUUUUUAAACAGUUGGUGUUCUGUUAGUGGUAGAUCUUUACAAAUCCACUGUAGGCAAUACCAGCUAUGUUUCUUUUUUUUUUAAAUCCAAGAGCAAACUCUGUCUUAAAAGUUAGCAAAGAGAAACUUUUCCAGAAACUGCUCAAAUACUUUACAUGCAGCAAAGUGUUCCCAGAUUUGCUCUGCUUGAUGGAGUGAUCAUCAUGUGCAUUUAGUAAUAAAUAAGUUUGGGAAAAUGUAUAUAAUAAGAUAUCCAGUGUACAUUUUCUUCACACAUUCUUUUGUCGCAGAGCGUAUACUUUCUUUUUUACGAGUAUGGAUUGGUAUGAAAGGCCCAUAGCGUUUUGAUUACAUGUUUUCCAAAGUAAAAUAUACAUUUCUGUAAUAAAUGAACAAGGAGUGAAGCUUUGUCAUGCUGUCUCAUCUUCUGAGGAGGGAGUGAACAUGCCCAGAUGUCCAGCUUACAAUGAAUUUUAAAACCCUACUUCACCUUUCAUAUUGCUUUGGUCUCUCAAUCUUGUCUAUUAAACCACGAUUCAUGUCCCUUUGUUCUCCAGUCAAACUGUUUUUGCAUUUAAUAACUUUUGUCUACAAUACAUUCAAGAAAAUGAUAAAUAAAAUAAAAUGCCUGAUCUGCUGUCAAUUUGGUUCCCAGUGAAAAACAAUAGGGCAUGUGGCCAAAUCACUAUUCAGACAAUUAAUCCUUUCAUUACAGAAGUUAUGUUGUAGGAAGGUCAGUUGUGACAGUUUUGAAGCCAAACUGGAAGGUAAGCACCCUGUUAAAGUGCACUUGUAAAAUCACAUUACCAUGUAUACUCACAGUAAAUCAAAGGAAGAGUAUAACUGCAUAAGUAAUAAUGUAUAAUGUGUGAUAUAGGCAUAUUGUAAUAAAUCCCAUCUGGUCUAACUAGCCUUAUGUCUAAAAAUUCUGCUUUCUGCUAAGAUUGUUACCACUUUAAUUUAUAACCUCUGAGUGUCCCUGUGGAGCUUCUUACACACAGAAUAAACAGUUCUUUGUUCCUAUUGUGAACUGAACUGAACAGUAAAGGGUG